UCUGGACUGUAUUCUUUUACCAAGCAUAUGGGUAUUGAAAGCGUUGAGUGAUUUGUGGAAAGAAAGAGAUAAAAAGCCAUAGUGAAAAAGGGGAAAAAAGCCUCAUUAUAUUUUUUACGCUCUUUGUCUUGAUUUUUAUUUCCAUCACCCGAGUGUAAAAUUUCUCUCCAACAACGUGCAUUUUAAAUGAUCAAAAGUGGCCAAAACACAUAUCGUGAAUCUCUCAAAGAGAUUGUAAUAUGCGGUUGUGAUAAUUGUGUGAUUUGAGAUAGAAGGCAUGUGCGCCCGAUCUCAUUUUUAUCUACAAUUAUUUAUAUUACCCACAGCUGGUUCAAUACAGCAAAAAGCUUUGCCAAGGACACUCUCAAAUCGAGGGCUGCCGAGCUCUGACAUCAGUUUACGAGAUCAGUCUGUAGGAUGAACGGGUGCAUCAAUAUUUAAAUUUAAUUUCUGAGAUACAGGGCUUCACUAUGGAUGUUAGCUUGUGUUGUGUACUUUUUGCCAUUUUCUGUGGUUCUUCGUUGUCUGAUGUCAUUUCCAGUGGCCAGUACGCAGAUCCAAGCAAAGCAGAGUACCGUGUAACGGACAUUGCCUGCAAUUCUGGAGGCCUGGCAUAUUACAGAAACUUGCUGCGUUCCCGCCAAAGUCAAAGCAGACGACCGAUUCCAUAUAUACCUUCAUAUCGGACGUACCCGCGAGGUGGAAGCUUUCGGAGACGUCGUGCGGCAACAGCCGACCCCGCCCGUCUUUGGCAAGACGGCGUCAUUCCAUAUAAAGUUGAUUCUAACUUCACUGCUAUCCAAAAGGCCGUCUUUAUAUCUGCUAUGCGCCACUGGGAAAAUUAUACUUGUAUCACCUUCGUGGAACGAACAACUGAACCUGAUUUCAUCGUAUUCACACAGAGACCAUGUGGGUGUUGCUCAUUUGUUGGGAGAGAAUUGCGAGGAGCACAAGCCAUUUCCAUUGGGAAAAAUUGUGAUAAAUUUGGCAUCGUUGUUCAUGAAUUGGGUCACGUGAUUGGAUUCUGGCACGAACACACGCGACCAGAUAGGGAUAAAUACAUACAAAUAUUGACACAGAAUAUCCAGGAAAAUCAUGAAAAUAAUUUUGCAAAGAUGUCAACAUCCCAGAUAAACUCGCUUGGCGAAGAAUAUGAUUUCUCUAGCAUAAUGCAUUAUUCCAGGAACACAUUUGCAAGAACAGGUGACUUAGAUACAAUAAAACCUAUCACACACGAAAACCAAGCAGUUCCUGAAAUUGGUCAAAGGACUCAUCUUAGUAUUGGAGAUAUCAUACAAACAAAUAAGCUCUACAAAUGCCCAUCUUGUGGAGCUACUCAUCAGGAAUCUUCGGGAACUAUAUCGUUUAACUCAACGCGAGGUGUUGUCAAACAGUGUCAGUGGAGGAUUUCGGCGGGCUAUGGAGAAACACUCUUCCUGAAUAUAACUUCACUCGAUACCGGGAACACCUCAGACGCGUGUUCGAACAGCUUUCUAGAAAUUCGAGACGGACACUUCAAGAAGUCGCCUUUAAUUGGCCGGUAUUGUGGUACAACGGUUCCUCUCCCCAUUGAAUCCACAGGGAACAGAUUGUGGCUAGAAUUCCACUCCAGUUAUUUCUAUGAUUCAGGAUUUGAAGCAAAUUUUGAAGCCAAAUGUGGCGGUUUGAUCAACGAGGAUUCUGGCCAUUUGACCAGCCCUAAUUAUCCUGAUGAGUACUACUCUAACAGAUUGUGUGAAUGGGUGAUUACAGUGUCCAAAGAGUAUAAAGUAGCUCUUCAGUUUGAUUUUUUAGAAAUUGAAAACCACGACGACUGUGUAUAUGAUCACUUAGAAGUACGAGAUGGUACCGACAAGAAAGCUCCCAUUUUGGCCCUCCUUUGUGGUUAUUCUGCACCUAAAACAAUCCUGUCCUCAUCUAACCAGAUCUACAUCAAAUUCUUUUCUGAUGAUAGUGUUAUGAAAAGAGGUUUUUUCUUGAAAUUCUUUAAAGAAAUUGACGAGUGUUCUUUGGGAACUCAUGGGUGUCAACAGAUCUGUAUUAAUACUAUGGGCAGCUAUAAAUGCGACUGCAGACUGGGAUUCGAACUUCAUUCGGAUGGCAAACGGUGUGAAAAUGCCUGUGGUGGGUACCUGGAACAGUCUACAGGGACAAUCUUCAGUCCUUCCUUCCCGGACUCGUAUCCCCCCUCCAAGACGUGCAUUUGGCAAGUGAUGGCUCCAGACCAGUAUAAGAUCUCACUCAACUUCACUCAUUUUGAUAUUGAAGGAACAAAUCAAGAUUGUGAGUACGAUUAUGUUGAAAUCAACAGCGGAGAUGGCUACAACAAAGCUUACGGCAGAUUCUGUGGACCGGAUCUUCCUGCUAUCAUCACGUCCGAGUCCAAUUCACUCCAGGUCAAGUUCAACUCCGACGACUCCGUACAACACACUGGUUUCCAUGCAGAAUAUUUCAUUGAUAAGGACGAAUGUGCUGUACGUAAGGGUGGAUGCCAACACCUUUGUAUAAAUUCAAUAGGAAGUUACAUGUGCGCAUGUCAUAACGGUUACACACUUCAUGAAAACAAACACGAUUGCAAGGAAGACGCUGAAGGUUGUAGACAUCAUCUCCGCAAUCAUAAAGGUGUAAUAGUAAGUCCCCUGUGGCCCAAAUUCUACCCCAGCAAAUCCAACUGUGAGUGGAACUUUAAGACAGCUCCCGGUCAUCGAAUCAAGAUUACCUUCGAUGAAUUCUCCAUAGAACCCCACGAUAAAUGUGAAUACGAUUAUAUUGAAGUUUUCACCACACCUACUAAACUGUUUGGAAAGUUUUGCGGGGGUAUAUCCGAUGUUCCUUCUUACAUCUUAUCGGAAGAAAACGAGUUGAUCAUCAAGUUCAAAUCGGAUGCAUCCGUCCAAAGAAAAGGAUUUCAAGCGAGCUAUUCUACCGUCUGCGGAGGCAACCUGAACGCAACAUCGAAGGCAAAGGUCUUUUAUUCCCACGCCAAAUAUGGAGAUACAAACUACCCAAACAAUGAAAAGUGUCAAUGGAAUAUCAAGGCUUCUCCGGGGUCUAAUGUCAGUCUCGAGUUCUCCAAGUUUGAUCUAGAAGAUGGCAAGGAGGGAUGCCGGUACGAUGUUGUUGAAUUGUACGACGGUAUUAAAGAAAAAUCUAAGCUUUUGGGAGCUUACUGUGAUGCAAAGAUCCCACAAAAAACUGUGACGUCAUCAGACACUUUAAUUAUGGUUUUCACAACUGACAGCACAGUGGCCUGGAAAGGAUUCACUGCAGAAUACAAGGAAGUCCCAUAAGUUAUGAUGACUAUUUCAAGUCUGCUGCUUUAUGAAUACAUAGAUAUAGAAACGCAAUGCAAUUCCGACAUCUGCAAAGACCAUAUCCUACCAACAAUCACUGCAGCGUUACAGCUGAUCAUAAAUUCUUUUCAUUAUGCCUUUAUGAUGAGAUUUGUACCAUUCUCAACUUUUUCAUGAAUGAUGCUUAUUUUAAUUUCUAAUUAAAGCUGUCUUUGGAAACUGAAAGGCAGCAUACUCAUCUUUUUUGGUAAAUUUCUGUUCAAACUAUGAGAAUGUUCGAUUGUAUUAUAAAGUCCUUAUAACGUAGGCUACAAUUUUAUACAGCAGUAUCCAUUUUUGUUCUUGCUUUGGUGUAUAAUAUAUAUUUAAUAAAUUUCACAAUAAUAACUUACAUAUCACAUAUCACAGAUACAAAAUUCUUAUGUUUUUUUCACAUUGUCACAGAGUACCAUAAAUAAUUUUUCAGUUAUCCUAAAAAUUUCUGAAGAUCAGGUUAAUUGAAGUUAUUCACUUGCUUAUUUUCAGUAAAUAUCUAAGUGCAAAUUU
Molecule: messenger RNA, 3839 nt
Organism: Saccostrea cuccullata (small rock oyster)
Lineage: Eukaryota; Metazoa; Mollusca; Bivalvia; Ostreida; Ostreidae
Product: tolloid-like protein 1
Exons: 18
Coding region: 471-3290 (939 amino acids)
Biological process (GO): proteolysis
Molecular function (GO): zinc ion binding; metalloendopeptidase activity; calcium ion binding
Source: RefSeq, a predicted model, not a curated record